AUGGUCACGAAGAUGACCAUCGUCGAGAAUGAGAAGAGCCUCAAGGUUCAGGCUGGAUGGUAUACGGCUGCAGCCAUGAAGGAUGAGCUGGGCUACGAUGCGAAACUUGAUGGUGCAUGUGAGAAGAUGAUCAAGAAGAUCGUGGACUACUGUGGCCUCAACCCAACGAAGCUGGUACGGCCAUGGAAGUAUGACACGAGUUUGAAUCAGUAUUGGGUUGAGACGCAUUGGUCUGGAGAGAUCACGAAGAAGAAUAUCGAUCGCACCACGAAUGAGCGUACCGAGGAGGCUGAUGGUACCCUCCCAGUGGUGGAGACAACCUUCGAUGAUCAGCCCCCGGGACCAGCUGCUGAGGAGGGUGGUUUGGCCGGGGCGGAAGAUCCCCGUACGAUGCUCGAUCGGGGCUUGGCUGAAGUUUUAUCGAAGGUGUUGAGACACCGUGAUCUGGCCGACCAGCUGGCGGGUGAGCUGCAAUCUCAUGCUGCAGCAUUGGAGCGCCACUAUGACAAUAUGAGUAUGAUCAAAGCAACUGCCUCCCUACGCAUGCUGCAUACCGAGAUUGACAUGUCUAUCGAGACGGCUUCUGUCCUGCCUUUAUCAGGAUUAAAAGAUGUGGGCUUGAAGGUUACCGGGGCCGUCCAGGCGGUCUCAAUCGAGAACAAGGUGACGCCAGUUCUGACAGAGCUGCAGAAGGCGCUCAAGGACAAGGAGAAACCGGGAAAUGAGGGUCAGGCUGGCACACUCGGCAAAGAAGCUGCCAAGCAGUUGGUUCGAGGGGCCUUUGCCUUGGAGCCAUGCACCAGUGAUGACAAAUCUUCAGUUCAUUGGAGAUAUCACAAGUACAUGUCUGCAGAGCUUCUCAGCCUACCAGACAUUGCAGAGACUUGGGAUGGAAUCUUGCAAAAGAGAGAUCUGCUGAAGAUUACUUUGCCUGAUGUUAAAUCUGUUGGCAAGACACCUGGCAAGAUCUUUGCCCAUGCUGAAGCGAUGGUCGAGAUAGUUCUGCAGUCUGUUGGUUGUGCAGUUUUCAAAGUGGGCUUUACCCAUGAUCCUGUUCGGCGGGUGGAAGGCUACUGCGACGAAGGAUAUCAUCGGUUUAAAGAGUUUGGCCUGGCACUGGAUGUUCCGAUCUCCUAUGUCAACGUGGGGGACAGCAACUGUGACCUGCCAAUGAUUAGACCCAGCGAUUUGUUUCAACACCUUGCGGACCUGGGCAAAUUGGACCUCCUUUUCGGCCAACAGCCAGCAAGUGUUUUACCUGAAUUCUGGAGUCGUUUUCAGGAGGUGGAGCCAAACAACACUGUUCAUGCUGCCUUCGCUGCUGGUACAAUGCACCCCGAUCGAACAAUACCAAUGGUCAUUCAUGGGGAUGAAGGCCGUGGAAGGAAACGACUUCCAGCCAUGGUAGUCAACACCCAUGGCCUGAUCGGUGCAGGAUGCAAGGCCUUCCAUGAGUUUCACAAAGAUGCACCCAGAAUGCAGGAACAGGCUAUGCCUGUAAACAUCAAGGGCCACUCGAUGGAGACACGCUUUCUAUCAUUUGUACUGUCAAAGAAAUCAUAUGGCACCGACUGCUCAUACUUGAUGCGGAUGUUCGAAGCACUGGUCGAGGAUCUAUGCAAGCUUAACAACCGGGAUCCAGAUCAAGUCGAAGUCUGGUGUCGAGACGUGGCAUUGUGCAUUUAUUGGAAGUGUUGGAGAUCUACAGUUUUUUGCGAAGGAAACAACGUCCAGGAGAGGUUUGCAUAUCUGGAUGAGCACGCGCAGGCUUACCUGCAGCGACAUGGUCAGAAACUAUACUGUCGGCAUGUGAGCGAGCUGAGCGUUGGUUUCGACUCUUACCAGAAAUGCCCUCAAGGAGCUUGGCAAAAAGCAAGCGAUACAACAUUGCUUCUGGAGAUUUUCGAAGACUUCUGUGAGAAGCAUGCUUCAAUGGCCUCCGAGGAUGCCAUUUUGGGUUGGACGUAUACUGCGGUAGCCAACCUGAAUGCCUGUAUCCGUUUGCUAUACAAGAGUGGGCUGUGGAUGACACAGCAUCAGGCGCUGGAUGCUUCAUCUACAGGCAUGAACUUUUUGAAGUGCUACGGCCACCUGGUUCAUUUGACUUUCCAAGCGAACCGCGAUCGGUUUCCAAUCACUCCGAAGGUUCAUUACAUCCAUCACUUGUUCAUCGACCUGAAGUCCCAAGCUCGGGCUUCCGCCUGGACAUUGAACUGUAUCGCCUUCACGGUACAGAUGGAUGAAGACUUCGUGGGGGUGCAUGCAAGAGCUUCAAGACGUGCAGGUGCCCAGUAUGUCUCGCUGCGGUGUUUGCAGCGUUAUUUGCUCUAUGCAGGCGAGCGAAUCACUCCCGAGUAUCGCCGAACCUCUUGA
Messenger RNA from Symbiodinium sp. CCMP2592, 2373 nucleotides. Lineage: Eukaryota; Dinophyceae; Suessiales; Symbiodiniaceae. The record is from the annotation of a GenBank genome assembly.